This is a messenger RNA of Alternaria atra, 840 nucleotides long. RefSeq lists its product as uncharacterized. The transcript has 3 exons. Bases 1 to 840 code for a protein of 279 amino acids. The record is from RefSeq and is a predicted model, not a curated record. NCBI's taxonomy places the organism in Eukaryota, Fungi, Ascomycota, Dothideomycetes, Pleosporales, Pleosporaceae.
AUGUCCCAGCCAUCUGCACAUGUGCAGUCCGUAUGGCUUACGCUAUGGCAGGGAAAUCCCCUUCUCUACAUCGCCAUGAACUUCUCAAUGACAGCCAAUGCCGCUCUCGUCACGCUACUUCUUGUCGCCGUCUUCUCCGUAGCUUAUGAUCGGCUCCGUCUAUACCUAGUUCGUCGCACUCGCCGGACCUAUAGCUACACCCUUGUCAACGACAAACUUGAAACCCCAACGUCAAUUCCAGGCUUACUCUCAUUACUGGCACGCACUAGUCGUGGCCCUCGCUCAAUCCUUUGGGCGAAAGCGAUGUGCAACAAGGGACUCUUCAUCGGCGUGCAGUGCAUCAUCAGUCUACUCGUUGUUCAGAUAGCGCGGGUAAUUGCAUCUACAUUCGCAACCGAUCGCAACGUUCAAAAGCAAUGCGGUCGCCUGUUAACGAGGGGGCUAGAGUGCUCGGCUGCAACAUUCCAUCACGACUGGCUGAACGCUCUAGCAGCCAUUGGUCUUUUGGCCUGCAUACGGGGCUUCCAACUACAUGUUGACUUCCCCAACCGCCAACACGAGAAGGGCGACUACAGCCCUGGGUUCCUCUCCUUUGAAGAAAAGUGUCGAUGGAUGAUGCAGAGGCUCCUCGCAGCGCCCAUCGCUGUGGUUGUUCUACACUCCCGUGUAUCAGGGAAUGAAAUGUGGAAGCACGCCAAACUACUACUCAUUCAGGUUGCUGCGUCCAUCAGUCUCUUUCUCGGUGGUAAUCUUUUGUGUUUGAUUGCUGCGCUUCCAGACGUACAAGAUACUCUACAUGCACUGGAGGUAUCAGGACUCACUGGAAAGACAGAAGUGUGA